AUGGCGUUGUCUAUCUACAAGGUAGAGGCUGAUAUGAUCCAAUUGCAAUGCCAUGUGCCCGCAUGCUUACCAAGCAGACACACCCCCUGGCUAGUGUACGUGCCUGCUGCUAUAAAAAGCCAGCCACCGCGCCGGUUAGACACCUCGGCAACGACCAGCAUGGCUCCUCUGCAGGAUCUCCACGACCGUUACCGCUCCUUCAUCCACCGGACCGCGGAUAAGAUUCGACUCACGGAACACAGGGUUAUCUCGCAACUCAUAGCCGAGACCCUAUGCACUGCUCUGCUCAUCCUCUACGCUGAUGGUGCAGUGGCACAGAAAUUCCUCGGCCUCCAACUGGGCUACGUGGGCCAAUUUCUCAGCCUGAGUGUGGGCUCGGGUGCGGCGGUGUGUACCUGCGUUCUGGUUGCCGGCAAGGCCUGUCCAGCCCUCCUGAAUCCAGCCUUCGCCACGGCCAACGCCCUGGUCGGUCGCCUGCGAUGGUCCCUCCUGCCUGCCUACAUUUUACUGGAAUUUGUCGGGGCCUACCUGGGAGCUGGUCUGCUGCUGGCUGUCUACAACACCAAGAUAAUUGAAUACGCGAAUACUUUUGAAAAUGGGCAGUACUUGACCAACACUACCGGCGGCAUAUUUGUGGCUGUUACAACAGCCCUCCUCGUAUUCGGCAUUUAUGGCAUCACUGAGGACAGGCUGGUGAAGAAGUCGCCCCAUUGUUUUCCAGCCUUCGUGGGUCUGGUGGUCUUCUUGGUCGUCGGCACCUAUAUGGCCAACGCGAGUUCUUGUCUGAACCCAGCUCGAGACUUUGGCCCUCGUCUACUCAUCUUUACAACAUGUAAGUCCAACUAA
Dibothriocephalus latus is the source of this 846-nucleotide messenger RNA. NCBI's taxonomy places the organism in Eukaryota, Metazoa, Platyhelminthes, Cestoda, Diphyllobothriidea, Diphyllobothriidae. The record is from the annotation of a GenBank genome assembly.